CGAGUUUAAAACACGUCUACUAAGAAAAGGUUUGCACACUGUUGAAUACUGGGCCUUUUUUGCACCCAAUUUCUCAAUUUCUUCCUAUAAAUACCUCAGUUUCUUCAUUCCUUCUCUAACAAACUAAACAUUGAGUAAAUUUGACUCAAUAUCACCUUUUGUUCCUAAGCCAAACUUCCAGACCCUUUCUUUUCCUUGUUUAUUAUGGCCAGUUCUGCUUGUAUAUUGGCUAUUUCAUUUCUAGCAUUAGUUUUCUUUCUUGCCUUCGCAUCUGAUCAGAGUCCUAUUCAAGAUUUCUGUGUAGCAAAUAAUGGAAGCACGGUGUUACUAAAUGGACUAACCUGCAAGGACCCAAAGGAAGUUGUAGCUGAUGACUUUUCCUUCAGCGGCCUUCACCUUGCAGCUAACACAUCAAAUGCACUGGGGUGUCAUGUGACUCCAGUUACUCCAUCAGAAAUGCCAGGACUCAACACUCUUGGCCUCUCCAUCGUUAGAAUAGACUAUGCACCACAAGGCAUCAACCCUCUACACACACAUCCUCGAGCUUCCGAGAUAUUGAUCGUCUUGGAAGGCAGCUUAGAAGUCGGAUUCAUCACAUCAUUUCCUGAAAAUCGACAUAUAGGGAAAGUGUUACAAAAGGGAGAUGCAUUUGUCUUCCCUGUUGGUCUUGUUCACUACCAGAGAAAUCCAGGUCCUACCAAUGCAGUUGCUAUUGCUGCUCUUAGCAGCCAGAACCCUGGAGUGAUCAUAGUUGCAAAUGCAGUAUUUGGGUCUAUUCCAAAUAUUUCCAGUAACAUUAUAGAGAAAUCUUUUCAAAUCAAUAAAAAGGCUAUUGGCUACCUUCAAACUAAGUUCUAGAUUAGAAAGCUACAAAUCAGAAUGACAGAAGAGUUGAUAAAUGAAAUUGUUCUAAAGAAUCAUUUACUUCUGCUAGUUUGUCAUAUGCAGUCCAGGCAUUGAAUUUUUCUAAAAGAAAUAUCAUUUGCAGUUCAAGU
Molecule: messenger RNA, 995 nt
Organism: Cucurbita maxima (winter squash)
Lineage: Eukaryota; Viridiplantae; Streptophyta; Magnoliopsida; Cucurbitales; Cucurbitaceae
Product: putative germin-like protein 2-1
Exons: 2
Coding region: 205-858 (217 amino acids)
Cellular component (GO): cell wall
Molecular function (GO): manganese ion binding
Source: RefSeq, a predicted model, not a curated record